Molecule: messenger RNA, 561 nt
Organism: Racocetra persica
Lineage: Eukaryota; Fungi; Glomeromycota; Glomeromycetes; Diversisporales; Gigasporaceae
Source: the annotation of a GenBank genome assembly
AUGUCAGAAGCGGACAGUAAAAAUUUUGCGGACAUUCAAAAUCGAUUAAGACGAGCCCAAGCCGAAAAGUUAGAAGCCCAAAGAAAAGAAAAAGUUGCCCAAGAUUGGAUCGAUAAGUUCGCUGGCAUGGAUUUACAAGGGUUAAAAAAGGCUUUUAAGGAUAUUUAUAAGACCGGACCAUCUGCCAGCAAUAAAUACUCUCCUGAAGACAUAGAGACCAUGUUUUCUCUGCUUGUUGAUAUCAAAAAUAAGGAAGUAACAAAACAAUUAGAUAGUGAAUUUGCAGGAUUGGGAGGUACGAUAGAAGAGAAAAUAGCCAAACGAAAUUUUGCCACUGAUGAGGUAAAAGAUCGGGAAUUAAGAAGAAUUAAAGCGGCUUUUGAAGGAAUAGAAAAUUUACGAAAAUUAGGUGCUCUCGAAGAGGAGGAUUUUAAAAGUAUUAAAGAAGUUUUGGAUGGUACAAGACGAAUUCCUGAUAAAGAAAAGUCUUCCGAUCUAAACCCAACGAAUUUAACCAAUUUAUUUGGUUUCACUGUUGACCAAACAUUAGCGAACACUUGA